Molecule: messenger RNA, 1963 nt
Organism: Exaiptasia diaphana
Lineage: Eukaryota; Metazoa; Cnidaria; Anthozoa; Actiniaria; Aiptasiidae
Product: dnaJ homolog subfamily C member 2-like
Exons: 17
Coding region: 97-1947 (616 amino acids)
Biological process (GO): regulation of translational fidelity; 'de novo' cotranslational protein folding
Cellular component (GO): cytosol
Molecular function (GO): Hsp70 protein binding; ribosome binding
Source: RefSeq, a predicted model, not a curated record
GCUCAGAASUUAUAAUUCGAACGUGUGUUUUUACCUGGUAUAUUUCUUUAAUAGUGCUUAAUCAAGAAAUUCUUUGUGUGGUGAAAAGUCAAGAUAAUGCUGGAAUUACCACCAGCCUUAGAGYAUGAAAGUUCAACUGUAUUUGCAAGAAUUUCAGCCCCAGUUAUCAAYAGUAUAGAGCCAACUGGCAGAUGGUAUGAAGCGUACAUCGCACGCCGUCAUCAUAGUUCACUAUCUCAUCAUUCAGUGGCUUCUGAAAGUGAMGAAUCAAGUAGCUCUGAUGAAAGUAUCGCAUCAGAUGAUGACGAUGAAAGCUUUAUUUUGACUUUAGAUCCUAAAGAAUGGAAGAAACAAGACCAUUAUCGUGUGCUUGGUUUGACAAAGCUUAGAUAUAAAGCUACAGAAAACCAAAUCAAAAAAGCUUACAAAAAGAAAGUUCUCAAACAUCAUCCAGACAAAAAGAAGAAUAAAAAUCAGCCAUCCAGUAAAUUGGUAUCUAACGAGGAUUAUUUCCAGUGUAUUACCAAAGCUAAUGAUGUCCUGAGUAAUAGAAGUCGUCGACGAGCCUAUGACAGCGUAGAUCCGCUCUUUGAUGAUGAUGUCCCAGCGAUAAAUAAUAACAACAAAGCUAAUUUCUUUGAAGUAUAUGGUCCAGUGAUAGAAAUGAAUGCACGGUGGUCAAAUAAUGAACCAGUUCCUCUGCUUGGACAUGAAAACUCAACAUUUGAAGAAGUUGACAAAUUUUACACAUUCUGGUAUGACUUUGAUUCUUGGAGGGAAUUCUCAUAUUUAGAUGAAGAAGAAAAAGAAAAAGGAGAGAAUCGAGAUGAAAGAAGAUGGAUAGAAAAACAGAAUAAAGCAAUGAGACAGAAACGGAAGAAAGAAGAAGUUGUGAGAAUACGAACUCUUGUUGAUAACACCUAUGCAAGUGACCCCAGAAUCAAAAGAUUUAAAGAUGAGGAAAAAGAGCGUAAACUAGCGGAGAAAAAAGCAAAAGAAGARGCUGCAAAGGCUGCAGCUGAAGAAAAGUUAAAGAAACUACAACAGCAAAAGGAAGAAGAACGUUUAGUYAAGGAGAAAGAAGAACAAGAAGCCAAGGAAAAGGCUGCAUUAGRGAAAAAGGAGAAGGAAAAACUAAAGACAGCAAUGAAAAAAGAAAGAAAAACAAUACGGACUGUGUGUAAAAAUUUUAACUAUUUUUGUGAAGAUGAAACGGCAAGACUCGAAGAAAUGAAUAAUUUAGACAUUUUGCUGGAGUCUCUUUCCCUAGAAAGUUUGCAGACGUUUCGAGAAGACAUUGAAAAAGGCGGAACUAAAGACCAAGUUCAAGCCAUCUAUCAAGAACAGAUUGAAGCWAUGAAAGACCGUCGUAAACAAGAACAGGAAAAUCAGAAGGCUGCAGCCGCUCGCAGUAAGAAAGAAAGUGAAGAAAGAGAAGAGAAAGACAAUCAGUGGACUUUAGAACAGACACAGCUACUUGUGAAAGCUGUUAACUUGUUCCCUGCUGGCACUGUAUCCAGAUGGAGAGUUAUUGCUGACUACGUCAAUGACCACUGCAAGACAGGAAAGCCACGAGAACCAAAGCAUGUUAUCAAGAAAGUKAAAAGUUUGCAGAAAUCUGAUACCUCUCUCAAAGAUGAAUGCAACAAAAAUGCUUUCUCCAAGUUUGAAACAGCGCACUCGACCACACCUUCCUCUGGUGAAUCAGUUCCUACGGUCAGAUACAACGCCGAUGCUAAAGCGGACGCAGAAAAGCCGUGGUCAUCAAACGAACAAAAGUUAUUAGAAGAAGCUCUUCGUAAAUARCCGGCUAAUACACCAGAACGUUGGGACAGGAUCGCUGAAUGUAUUCCCGAUAGAACAAAGAAGAGUUGUAUGAAAAGAUACAAGGAAUUAGUUGAAAUGGUAAAAGCUAAGAAAGCAGCUUCCCAGACAAAAACUAAAUAAAUGAAUUAUUUUGAAA